CUGGUGCUGGAGCAGCAGCGCUCGGAGCAGGUGGCACUCCUCGCCGCCGAGCCGCUGCGGGCCGGGCACAACUACACCCUCAGCAUCCAGUACUUGGCGAAUCUCUCCGAGUCCUUCCAUGGCUUCUAUAAAAGCACCUACAGGACCCGGGAAGGAGAACUCAGAGUGCUUGCAGCAACACAGUUUGAGCCGACAGCUGCCCGAAUGGCCUUCCCGUGUUUCGACGAACCAGCCUUCAAAGCCAGGUUUUCCAUUACAAUUAGGAGGGAACCAAAGCACCUUGCACUGUCCAAUAUGCCAAUUGUGAAGUCUGUGAAUAUAACUCCCUGGCUUGUUGAGGACCAUUUUGAUACCACUGUCAAGAUGAGUACGUACCUCGUGGCCUUUAUUGUUUCGGAUUUUAAAUCCAUCAGCAAAGUAACCACUCAUGGAGUUAAGAUUUCUGUGUACACGGUGCCAGACAAGAUCAACCAAGCUGAUUACGCGCUGGAUGCGGCAGUGAAACUUUUAGACUUCUAUGAGGAUUACUUCAGCAUUCCGUAUCCUUUACCUAAGCAAGAUUUAGCAGCUAUUCCUGAUUUUCAGUCUGGUGCUAUGGAAAACUGGGGACUGACUACAUACCGGGAAUCUGUGUUGUUGUAUGACCCUGAAAAGUCCUCGGCAUCAUCUAAACUUGGGAUUACUAUGACAAUAGCCCAUGAGCUAGCUCAUCAGUGGUUUGGCAACCUCGUUACCAUGGAGUGGUGGAACGAUCUGUGGUUGAAUGAAGGGUUUGCAAAGUUUAUGGAGUUCGUGUCAGUCAGCGCUACCCACCCAGAGCUGAGAGUUGAAGACUUUUUCUUAAGGAGAUGUUUUGGUGCCAUGGCAGUGGAUGCGUUAAAUUCAUCACAUCCUAUAUCUACUCCUGUGGAAGACCCAGCUCAAAUUUUAGAAAUGUUUGACACAGUUUCUUAUGAGAAGGGAUCUUGUGUAUUAAACAUGCUGAGGGACUACCUGACUGCUGAUGUGUUUAAAACUGGACUUGUCCAGUACCUGCAGAAAUACAGCUAUCAGAAUACAAAAAAUGAAGAUUUGUGGAACAGCAUGACAAAUAUUUGCCCUACAGUUGGUAGUGAUAAAAAUGACCUGCAAGGUGAUGGUUUUUGUAGAAAAAGCCCACACUCAUCUUCAAAUGCACACUGGACUAAAGGAGAGACUCUUGAUGUGAGGGCAAUGAUGGACACGUGGACACUGCAGAAGGGUUUUCCGCUGGUAACGGUCACGGUGAGAGGGAAGAACGUCCACCUGCAGCAGGAGCGAUACGUGAAGGGAGGAGAUUCUCCUUCAUCCUCAGGGUACUUGUGGCACAUUCCACUAACCUACAUUACCAGUAAGUCUGACACCGUUCAGAGGUUUCUGAUGACGACUAAAGCAGAUGUCAUUAUCCUUCCGGAAGAGGUGGAGUGGGUUAAGUUCAACGUGGACAUGAAUGGGUAUUACAUUGUGCACUACGAAGAUGAUGGAUGGGAUCGUCUGAUCACCCUUCUGAAAGAGAACCAUACAGUGAUUAGCAGCAACGACAGAGCAAGUCUCAUUAACAACAUAUUCCAGCUUGUGAGAAUGAAAAAAUUAUCAAUUUCCAAAGCUUUUGAUUUGACUUUGUACCUGAAACAUGAGAGACAAAUCAUGCCUGUGCUGCAAGGUAUGAACGAGCUGAUCCCGAUAUACAGGCUCAUUGAGAGGAGGGAUAUGGAUGGUACAGAAAAACAGUUAAAGGAGUAUAUAGUCCAUCUAUUUAAGGACCUGAUUGACAGGCAGUCUUGGAGCGAUGAAGGCUCGCUGUCUGAGAGGUUGCUUAGGGACUCGCUUCUGUGGUUCGCCUGCAUCCACAAGUACCAGCCAUGCGUGGACAAAGCCAAGGGAUAUUUUACAGAAUGGCAGAAAUCCGAUGGAACCUUGAGCUUGCCAGCAGAUGUGAAGGCAGCCGUGUAUGCUGUUGGAGCACAGACAUCGGAAGGCUGGGAUUUCCUCCUCAGUAAAUACAGACUGCACUCGUUCAACGUAGAGAGGGAGAACAUUGAGUUAGCGCUCAGCCUGAGCAGAAGUAAGGACAAGCUUCAGUGGUUAAUGGAUCAAGGUCUGCGUGGUGACAUCAUACGGACUCAGGACCUCCCACACGUUAUUGUCUUUGUUGCCAAAAACCCAUCUGGGUAUCACCUAGCUUGGGCAUUUUUAAAAGAAAAUUGGAAGAAAGUUGUAGAAAAAUUUGAACUCGGUUCGAAUUCCGUGGCAAGCAUUGUCACUGGGGUGACAAGUCGGUACUCAACAAGAUCACAGCUUGCACAGGUGAAAGAAUUCUUCAGUUCUCUGGAGGAAAAAAGCUCACAGCUCCGCUGUGUCCAGCAGGCCAUUGAGACCAUUGAAGACAAUAUACUGUGGAUGGAUAGAAAUUUUGAGGAAAUCAAAGUGUGGUUGCAAACCAACCGCCUGUAAAUGAAGGCACCUUGCUUGUAUUUGUUAGAAAUAACUGGAAAGCACUAAAAAGAUAUGAAGAUUCGGGCCUGGAGGGGCCGCUCAGUUGUACGAAUUAGUUUCUCCGGAUGGAGCUGCAAGGCAGUCUAAUGUGGCUGCUCAGAAUUUUUCUCCCUCAUGGUUGUGGUUUGCUGGGAACAGAACCAUUCCUUGAUCUCUUUCACCGGGUAAGACUUUGAAAAGGCAACGCUGUGCAGCGAAGGAGGGCGUAGGAGAGGCCGACUGCUAGAGACCUGAAAUGCGUCGCUUCUGGAAAAGCAGCAGGUACUGGGGGGCCAGCAGCCGAGAGAAACUCCACCUGGAAUUGCUCACCCUUCCCGUGUCUCUCCUACAAAGCUGCAGCUGGAACACCGAGCAGCGCUAGACCUCUGGAGCAAAGCCCUCCGCCUGUCUUUAUGGCGUAGGCUUCCGGGAGAAUUAAUUUUUACAAACACGUACCUCGGAUCAAGCGGCACACAAUUCAAAAAACCAGCCCCAAGUAUUGGCUGUCAUUAACAGCGCGUCUGUCAGAAUAAAUACCACAAGGGCUGCCCAUGCAAGCUUUACCGUAGCCCUGGGGGGCUGGGGGUGGUUGCGGUGGUGUGGGGGCUGCGCAGGGGUGAGGCCCCGUCCCUGCUGCGCUCUCCCCUUAGUGCCGCCCUCUCCCAGCUGUUCUGCCCCACUCCUGCUGCUGCCAAUAUUUUGUCUGCGCUGGAAAUACUGUUGUGCUCUAGGCAGCAUUCGGGAAAUGAGUGUGUACAUUUCCUGGGCGGGGGGCGGGGGGGAAGGGGGGAAAGCUGUGAUUUUUGCUUCAGAUGAUUUUUACUUCACAUGAUUUUUACUUUAGAUGAUUUUUAACCAUCAGUUUGUUUUAGCAGGAAUUUUUGCUUGUAAUUAUCCCUUUUUCACCUAACUGAAAUGCAGCUGUUGUCAGGAGCACUCAUUGACGUUUAACAGGACCGCCAUUCAUAACGCUCUUUGUUCCUUCUCUGUGGGGUGGUGGUGAAAUCUUGCAGGUGUUUGGUUUUUUUGGUUUUUGUUUAGCAGGCACCUGUAAGUGGCUUCUGUUUACCUGCAGAAAACCUCUAUUUCUGUACUUUAAAAAAAAAAAAAAAAAUCCAGCUAAUUACCACAUGUGCUUAAAUGCAGCUGAGCGCUUUGCUCUGACGACCUCGCCCUGUGCAUGAUUCCAGUGUUUAUUUUCCAGGUCUGACCUGGCCUGGCUCAGCUUCCUCACUGAUAUGCUGAAGCAUUCAGAAACUUUAACAAAGAUAAGGAUUUAGGGAAAAAGUCGUAAUCAUGAGCUAUGGGCUCUGCCUUGCUCGCUCUUCUCGCAGCCAGAACCUACACCAGCCCAGGAAGUUGAAAUCCACUUCCUCAUUAGUUGGGAAAGGCCGUUGAGUUCUGCUGGUGAGUUCUGCUGUGGAGGGCAAAAAGCCGUCGCGGUGCUGGAGAAAAUCCCAUUUCCUGUCGCUCGCCGUAGCCCCUUACAGACGAGGCGUCGCGUGCCUGUUGGCGCACAAGGGGAGCGCCGAGCCAGCUGUGCGCCAGCUGUGCGGCGUCUUCUGCUGC
Egretta garzetta (little egret) is the source of this 4062-nucleotide messenger RNA. RefSeq names its product endoplasmic reticulum aminopeptidase 1 (gene ERAP1). Gene Ontology annotation, biological process: proteolysis; peptide catabolic process. Gene Ontology annotation, molecular function: metalloaminopeptidase activity; zinc ion binding; peptide binding. Gene Ontology annotation, cellular component: cytoplasm. Lineage: Eukaryota; Metazoa; Chordata; Aves; Pelecaniformes; Ardeidae. The record is from RefSeq and is a predicted model, not a curated record. The transcript is spliced from 18 exons. The annotation marks the transcript as partial.